Messenger RNA from Caenorhabditis remanei, 1839 nucleotides. RefSeq lists its product as uncharacterized. The record is from RefSeq and is a predicted model, not a curated record. The transcript is spliced from 10 exons. Gene Ontology annotation, cellular component: cell division site; septin complex; microtubule cytoskeleton. Gene Ontology annotation, biological process: cytoskeleton-dependent cytokinesis. Gene Ontology annotation, molecular function: GTPase activity; GTP binding; molecular adaptor activity. The coding region runs from base 1 to 1839 and encodes 612 amino acids. NCBI's taxonomy places the organism in Eukaryota, Metazoa, Nematoda, Chromadorea, Rhabditida, Rhabditidae.
AUGAGUUUCGAAACGAUUCUCUACACCGCCGUCGUACUUCUAUUCAUUUUCCUUGUAUUCCUUCUCACCACCGCUUUUCUCAUUGUUCGACGCUCCAAACAAAGCAGUGUGAAUCUGCAGACAGUGGUGGUGACUCAAGAGAAUCCGUAUGUCACGAUGACGAGUCGAUCGUCUAAAAUGGAAAUCCCAGUGAUUCUUCCCAAGAAAUUUAACAUGACCGACACUGAGCAUAAGCACCUUCCGCCUCACAAUCCACCUCCACCGGUGCCACAUCACCACAACACUCAACUAACUCAUUCAACUCACCAUAACAACUCAACGACAAUCUCUUCGGCUACUAGCAGUAUCAACACAACAUCCACCGCUAGCAAGAAGCCCGCUGUCGCCGCUCCAGCUGCUCCUCUGGCCAGUAAAGCGAUGGACACAGUCGGUCGUGUCAUGCAGCUGAAUGGACAUGUUGGAUUCGACUCGCUUCCUCAUCAACUCGUUAAGAAGGCUGUUGAAGCAGGAUUUCAAUUCAAUCUAAUGUGUGUUGGCGAGACGGGAAUGGGAAAAACGACACUGAUAGAAUCGCUUUUCAACAUGAAACUCGAUUUUGAACCAUGCAAUCACGAGUUGAAGACCGUCGAGUUGAGGACUAAAACUUAUGACGUCGCUGAAGGUGGAAUUCGUGUGAAGCUGCGACUAGUCGAGACCGCUGGAUUUGGAGACCAACUUGACAAGGAUAAGAGCGCCAAGGUGAUAGUCGACUACUUGGAGUCGCAGUUCGAGAAGUAUCUCCAGGAAGAAUUGAAGCCACGGAGAAUGCUUCAAUACUUCGAUGACUCAAGAAUUCAUGCGUGUCUUUAUUUUAUAUCGCCAACUGGGCAUGGACUGAAAGCCCUCGACUUGGUGACAUUGCGUGAAUUGGCAAAGCGUGUCAAUGUUAUCCCAGUAAUAGCCAAAUCCGACACGACAUGCAAGGACGAGUUGCUGAGAUUCAAGAAGAAAAUUCUUAGCGAACUGAAAUCACAGAAAAUCGAGAUUUAUUCAUUCCCAACCGAUGACGAAACAGUUUCGACAACAAAUCAAGCAAUGAACACAGCUGUUCCAUUCGCUGUAGUGGGAAGUUGUGAUUUUGUGAAGAAGGAGAACGGACAAAUGGUUCGUGCUCGUCAAUAUCCAUGGGGAAUAGUGGAAGUUGAGAAUGAGCAACAUUGUGAUUUUGUGAAGCUCCGUGAAGCUCUUCUCCGUACGAAUGUUGACGAAAUGAGACAAAGGACACAUGAAUCGCUAUAUGAGAAUUAUCGACGCGAUAGACUUCGACAAAUGAAAAUUGGAGAUGGGGAGACUGGGCCGAAGAUAAUUGAAAAACUUGCACAGAAACAUCGCGAGUAUCAAGACGAGUUCAGUCGCCGAGAGCUGAGUCUUCGUGAAGAAUUCCAGAAGAAACUCGACCAUACUGAAGCUGACAUGCGAAAAAUGGAAGAAGCAUUGGCGGCACGCGAGAGAGAAGUUCAGGAUAAGCAUGAGCAGGAGGCGAAGAAGUUGGACGCGGAGAUUCGUCAGUUGACGGAGGAAAGGAUGAAGUUGAUGGCGAAAGUGUCGAAGAAGCUGAGAAAAAAUUUAUUCAUAAAGCGGCAGCAAUUGGGCUUCGGCAGUGGCACGUCCGACUUCGUUCUCGCACAACACGGUGAACGUUCCGAAGUGAUGCAUUUGAACGUAUGGAAUGGUCAAGCGGCACACAUCGGCGGUGUCUUCAAUGAUGACGUCACUGAAGCGGAGUUUGUCUUCGUUGAACAGCCAGCACACCUGAAGAAAAUCGUUUUGAUUGGUGGCGUCACGUGGAAAGUUGUCUAG